This is a messenger RNA of Raphanus sativus (radish), 1454 nucleotides long. Its product is annotated as 36.4 kDa proline-rich protein. The record is from RefSeq and is a predicted model, not a curated record. Bases 57 to 1223 code for a protein of 388 amino acids. The transcript has a single exon. NCBI's taxonomy places the organism in Eukaryota, Viridiplantae, Streptophyta, Magnoliopsida, Brassicales, Brassicaceae.
CUACCAUAUACCUACUUACUAAGUCGUUUACACAACCCAAACCCUCAUUCUAAGAAAUGGGGUCUCGCACACAAAACCUCUCUCUUCUUAUCCUCCUUCUCCUAGCCUUCCUUGCUGUCUCCUUCGCUUGUGAAUGCAGCCCUCCUAAACCAUCACCGAGCCCCCACAAACCGCCUAAACAUCCCGUCAAACCGCCUAAACCACCAGCAGUCAAACCACCAAAACCACCGGCAGUAAAACCGCCUAAACCCCCUACCGUUAAACCACACCCCCACCCUAAACCUCCCACCAAACCCCCCACCGUUAGACCACAUCCACACCCUAAGCCCCCUACCAAACCUCAUCCGAUCCCUAAACCGCCCACUAAACCACCCACCGUUAAGCCACCACCCUCCACCCCUAAACCGCCCACCAAACCACCCACCGUUAAACCACCUCCAUCUACCCCUAAGCCGCCCACCAAACCACCCACCACCCCUAAACCGCCCACCAAACCACCCUCCGUUAAACCGCCUCCAUCCACCCCUAAGCCGCCCACCAAACCACCCACCGUCAAACCACCACCCUCUACCCCAAAACCGCCCACCAAGCCACCCACCGUUAAACCACCUACCCACAAGCCACCAACAGUGUGCCCACCGCCAACCCCAACACCAACACCACCUGUUGUAACGCCACCAACACCAACACCGCCAACCCUAACUCCACCGGUGGUAACGCCACCAACACCAACCCCUCCUGUCGUAACACCACCAACACCACCGGUCGUCACGCCACCGACACCAACCCCUCCUGUCGUAACACCACCAACACCAACACCACCGGUCGUCACGCCACCGACACCAACCCCUCCUGUCGUAACACCACCAACACCAACACCACCGGUAGUAACGCCACCGACGCCAACCCCUCCUGUCGUAACACCACCAACACCACCAACACCAACUCCACCUAAACCAGAAACUUGCCCUAUCGACACAUUGAAGCUAGGCGCUUGUGUGGACGUUCUUGGAGGUUUGAUUCACAUCGGGCUUGGUGGAAGUAACGCCAAGAAAGAGUGUUGUCCGGUUUUGGGAGGCUUAGUUGACUUAGACGCAGCCGUUUGUCUAUGUACCACCAUUAAAGCCAAACUUCUCAACCUCGACCUUAUUAUCCCCAUUGCUCUUGAGCUUCUUAUCGACUGUGGAAAGAAUCCACCACCUGGCUUUAAAUGUCCCUCUUGAUGAAUGAAGUGUCUCUCUAUCGUGUGUUUUUUUCUUUCUUUCUUUCAAGAAUUUGUUGUUUGAUAAUCUCUUUGGGCAAUGGGAGGUUAGUUUUCGUGUGUGGGACCUCUAAUCACUUGUUUUAAUAAUGUACAAUAAAUGGGUAUGUUUGGGUUUUGUUGAUUUAAUUUUAAGAAGAAAAAACUGUGAAACGGUAUAAUUAUCUUUCGACAAAAACAAGUUUGCAUCUCA